Messenger RNA from Arabis nemorensis, 2847 nucleotides. The record is from the annotation of a GenBank genome assembly. NCBI's taxonomy places the organism in Eukaryota, Viridiplantae, Streptophyta, Magnoliopsida, Brassicales, Brassicaceae.
AUGUCGAGUCUCGAGGAUAUAAAGAACGAGACUGUUGAUCUGGAAAAAAUUCCGAUUGAGGAAGUUUUCCAGCAGCUAAAAUGUUCAAGGGAAGGAUUAACGACUCAAGAAGGAGAAGAGAGGAUUCAGAUCUUUGGACCAAACAAGCUCGAAGAGAAAAAGGAAAGCAAAAUUCUCAAGUUUUUGGGGUUUAUGUGGAAUCCACUUUCAUGGGUCAUGGAAGCUGCUGCAAUCAUGGCUAUUGCUUUGGCUAAUGGUGAUGGUAGGCCUCCGGAUUGGCAGGACUUUGUCGGUAUUAUCUGUUUGCUAGUUAUCAACUCUACCAUCAGUUUCAUCGAAGAAAACAAUGCCGGUAACGCUGCUGCUGCUCUUAUGGCUGGUCUUGCUCCUAAAACCAAGGUGCUUAGGGAUGGAAAAUGGAGUGAACAGGAAGCUGCUAUUCUUGUCCCAGGAGAUAUCGUUAGCAUUAAAUUGGGAGACAUUAUCCCUGCUGAUGCGCGUCUUCUUGAAGGUGAUCCUUUAAAGGUGGAUCAAUCUGCUCUAACCGGAGAGUCUCUUCCUGUGACCAAGCACCCUGGUCAAGAAGUUUUCUCUGGUUCAACCUGCAAACAAGGAGAAAUCGAGGCGGUUGUUAUUGCCACUGGGGUUCACACCUUCUUUGGUAAAGCUGCUCAUCUUGUGGACAGUACUAACCAAGUUGGACAUUUCCAGAAGGUCCUUACAGCUAUUGGGAACUUCUGUAUCUGUUCCAUUGCCAUCGGUAUGGUGAUUGAGAUAAUCGUCAUGUACCCUAUCCAGCGCCGAAAGUACAGAGAUGGAAUUGAUAACCUCUUGGUUCUCUUGAUCGGUGGUAUCCCCAUUGCUAUGCCCACGGUCUUGUCUGUGACCAUGGCUAUUGGGUCCCAUAGGUUGUCUCAGCAAGGUGCUAUCACCAAGCGUAUGACUGCCAUCGAAGAAAUGGCGGGAAUGGAUGUUCUGUGCAGUGACAAAACCGGGACACUAACCCUCAAUAAAUUGAGUGUGGAUAAAAACUUGGUUGAGGUUUUCUGCAAGGGUGUUGAGAAAGACCAAGUCCUAUUAUUUGCGGCUAUGGCUUCCAGGACUGAGAACCAGGAUGCUAUUGAUGCAGCCAUGGUUGGGAUGCUUGCUGAUCCAAAAGAGGCUCGAGCUGGAAUCAGGGAAGUUCACUUCCUUCCAUUCAACCCUGUGGAUAAGAGAACUGCUUUGACUUACAUCGACUCCAGUGGUAACUGGCACAGAGUCAGUAAAGGUGCUCCUGAGCAGAUCCUCGAACUUGCCAAGGCUAGCAAUGACCUUAGCAAGAAGGUGCUCGCUAUUAUCGACAAGUACGCCGAGCGUGGUCUUAGGUCGUUGGCUGUUGCUCGCCAGGUGGUGCCAGAGAAAACAAAGGAAAGCCCAGGUGGACCAUGGGAAUUUGUUGGCUUGUUGCCACUUUUUGAUCCCCCAAGACAUGACAGUGCUGAAACUAUUCGAAGGGCUUUAAAUCUCGGUGUUAAUGUCAAGAUGAUCACUGGUGACCAACUUGCUAUUGGUAAGGAAACUGGUCGCAGACUUGGAAUGGGAACAAACAUGUAUCCAUCUUCGGCUCUUCUUGGUACCCACAAGGACGCAAACCUUGCAUCCAUUCCUGUUGAAGAGUUGAUCGAAAAGGCUGAUGGGUUUGCCGGAGUCUUCCCAGAGCACAAAUACGAGAUCGUGAAAAAGUUGCAGGAGAGGAAGCAUAUUGUUGGAAUGACUGGUGAUGGUGUCAACGAUGCUCCUGCUUUGAAGAAAGCUGAUAUUGGUAUUGCUGUGGCUGAUGCUACAGAUGCUGCUCGGGGUGCUUCAGAUAUCGUUCUCACUGAGCCUGGACUCAGCGUUAUUAUCAGUGCAGUUCUCACCAGCAGAGCUAUUUUCCAGAGAAUGAAGAACUAUACUAUUUACGCAGUUUCAAUCACAAUCCGUAUUGUGUUUGGUUUCAUGCUUAUUGCUCUGAUAUGGGAAUUUGACUUCUCAGCAUUCAUGGUUCUGAUCAUUGCCAUUCUUAACGAUGGUACCAUCAUGACAAUCUCAAAGGACAGAGUGAAGCCAUCUCCCACACCUGAUAGCUGGAAACUCAAAGAAAUUUUCGCUACUGGAGUCGUGCUUGGAGGCUACCAAGCCAUCAUGACUGUCAUUUUCUUCUGGGCGGCACACAAGACCGACUUUUUCUCGGACACAUUUGGUGUGAGGUCCAUUAGGGACAAUGACCACGAGUUAAUGGGUGCGGUGUAUCUACAAGUUAGUAUCAUUAGUCAAGCUCUGAUCUUUGUCACGAGAUCAAGGAGUUGGUCAUUUGUUGAACGUCCUGGGGCAUUACUGAUGGUUGCUUUCCUCAUUGCACAACUGAUUGCUACUUUGAUUGCAGUUUACGCCAACUGGCAAUUCGCAAAGAUUAGGGGUAUUGGAUGGGGAUGGGCUGGAGUGAUCUGGCUAUACAGUAUUGUCACAUACUUCCCACAGGACGUUUUCAAGUUUGCCAUUCGAUACAUCUUGAGUGGAAAGGCUUGGCUCAACCUGUUUGAGAACAAGACGGCUUUCACGAUGAAGAAAGAUUACGGAAAAGAAGAGAGAGAGGCUCAAUGGGCACUUGCUCAAAGAACACUUCACGGUUUGCAGCCAAAAGAAGCUGUUAACAUCUUCCCUGAGAAAGGAAGUUACAGAGAAUUGUCUGAGAUCGCAGAGCAAGCCAAGAGAAGAGCUGAGAUCGCUAGGCUUAGGGAGCUACACACACUCAAGGGACAUGUUGAAUCAGUAGUGAAGCUAAAGGGUUUGGACAUUGAAACUCCAGGACACUACACUGUCUAG